Messenger RNA from Durusdinium trenchii, 1281 nucleotides. The record is from the annotation of a GenBank genome assembly. Lineage: Eukaryota; Dinophyceae; Suessiales; Symbiodiniaceae.
AUAGAACUCCACCACUAGCUUGAGUCAAAGAAAUUCAAGCACCACAGCACGGCACUGCCCAUGCCACCGGUCCCUGCUGAGAGGCUGAAAAAGGAGAUCGAAUGGCUGUUGAAGUGGCGGGAUGAAGACGUGCGAGCGGGCCAGGGCCUGGGCCACUUCCGCAGCAGCUUGGAGAAGGUGAUUGGAUUGGAGAAGGGGGCCUUGGAAGAAGACAAGGAUUUGAUCACCAUCUUGCUGCAGGAAGCCAUGAAACAGGAGCGUGGGGCGCGAUCGGAGGACAUCGAGAUGGAGGUUGAAGGUGAGGAAGCUGAUGGCAGGGGAUCCAGUUGGUAUGCCACGCGUCGGUGGAUCCUGAAAGCCGAGGAGCAAAGGCGACCCUUGAGGCCACUACUCUCACAGAUGUGGUCGGAAGAGCAUCAGAUACCGCAGAGUGCUCUGGACUUUGACACGUGGGUGGACAAAAAGUGGAUUCCACUGGGGGAGGCUUCAGCUCAGGACUUGGGCUGGACUGGCGCCCGCCCACUACGGUUCUUCGCCUAUCCGACGGAUCCAGCCUUCGCGGAGUCCGAGCUUGGGCUGUCCACGGAAGAUCAUCCAGCCGAGCCGCGUGAGUGGCCACCACCGGAGCCGACGGUAAGCCUGGCGGCGGUGCCAGAGGAGCCAGAAGUGAAAGCUACAAAGGUACGGAAGGUGCGAAAGAAGAGUAAGAUGAACUUGAGCAGCGUCCCUGCCGGUGAAGAUGAUCCCAUCGAGUUCCAACAGGCGAAUCCCAAGAAGAUCUCCGCCAAACAGGGCUCCCCUUAUGACCGUUACGAGCACUACAAGGUAGUUUGCCGAAGUGGUGCGGUUUCUACAACGGAGAUGGUGCCAGCCUUAACCUGGAGAGGCAUGCUUUGCGGCCUUGGGAACCGGGGAAAGAUUGGCUCUUCAUGGCUCUUCCAGAUCGCGAAACUACUUCAGACUCUCCAUCAGAGGUUGGAACAUUGUGGCUGGAGAUGCUUUCCAUGUCACAUCCAUCUGGCCUGAGCCGCAUGCUGGAGGUUGAUUUACCAGGAUUCCCCUUUCUUUGUCUACCCUACACCUCCGAGUAGAUAGUAGAUGGCCAGACCUUUUUGAACCAAGGCAAUGGACAUGACACUUAAUCAAUUCAGGACUGUAAUGAGUAUAAAUAUACUUGUUUCAUCUUUAUUCGGUAGAUGUUGUAGGCGCUGGCACUCGCACAAGUUUGCACAUCCUGUGUCUUUUCCCGUUGCUGCACCAUUUACUCAAGCUUUUACGCUG